Molecule: messenger RNA, 1866 nt
Organism: Suillus paluster
Lineage: Eukaryota; Fungi; Basidiomycota; Agaricomycetes; Boletales; Suillaceae
Exons: 7
Coding region: 1-1866 (621 amino acids)
Source: RefSeq, a predicted model, not a curated record
AUGCCACAAGCUCUGUGGACUACUAAAGAGCAGUGUAAAUGGCUCCAAGAACAGUUGCCAGAGUAUACCGCCCUACACAGCAGCGAGGACAAGGACUACACGCUCUUCUGGCCCAAGAUUCAUCUUUAUUGGUUUAAAACAUGGCCCGAGCGAGCAAUCCUAUUCCCCGACAUCCUUGUGGAAACAAUACUAACAAAGGUGCAAGAAACUGCAGUAGGUGAUGCUGAAGAUGUGCGUAAACUUCAAUUGCAGACCUGGUUCCAUUGGCACACAAACGCAUCCAAGAAAAAUCACGGCUUAAAGAAGGAUGCAUCCAUCUUUGAAGCUGCCCUGCUACCGAAGUCACACGCAAAAUCAGUUGAAGAAAUUUACAUGGAUAUGGUGUACGACGAACGGAUCAAACCUCUUGUCAAGGCUGAACAAGAGGCAGGUAAUGUAACUACAUCUGGUCGCCACAUAGCAUUGGGCCAAAAAUUUUGCAAAGAGCUUCUAGAAGACAAGUCGGAUGAAGUUAAGCAGGAGGUCAGAGAGAAGUAUAACAAGCAGAAGAAGGUAAAGAAGGGCAAGUCAAACCACAAAGAUGAUGACGACAACGAAAUUGAUGCUGAUGCUAUUGCAAAGUGUCAUCCAUCAGAAACCCCCGCCAGAAGUAACUUUGCUCAAUUAUGCCCUGACAAGGACAACACCUUCCUUGCCGAAUAUCAGCAAUACACUGAAUUAAUCUUCUCUGCGAAUGAGCGCAACCCACUCCUGCAAGAUGUCACAGGGGAAGAUGAGACUAAGGAGCUCGAGCGAUGCGACAGUGGUGGAGAAGCCAGUGAAGCACUGGCAGAAGAAAAUGGAGAGGAUACUGGAGAGAACAACAAAGGAUCGGCUAAUAAUUCCAUGGACUGGGAUCAUCCAGGCUUGGCUAGUUCCUCGACCGGACUCAGUGAUGCAUCAAUUACGCGCUUUCAUAACACUGAAGCCAGCAUCAGUGAUGCACCACUUGAUCAUUCCGGAUUCUAUUCUGAGGCACAAUCUGAUGCAUCACUCGAACAGGCCCCCAAUGCAUCACUUGCACAGGCCCUGCCUGAUGUAUCACUGGAUUGGCAGGUGCCAUCCUUUUCCCAUGCCAAACUUAUGUCGAUGGGUUUUUUUGGUACCUGCGGCACCCCACAGGACUCAUUUCCUUCGGCAUUCGGCUCAUCAGCACCCUUGUUCACUGACAAUACUAUUGAGGGGUUCUAUGAUGCGCAAUACGACACACACGCUUGGAAUCACGGCACCCUUGAUUCACAGAGGUGGGACAUGCCUAGUCUGAACUCUUUCUUGAGUUCCCCGAUCUCUGCUGAGCGCAGCACAACCACACCUGAGCAGGAUGACAUCGACGUCCUUCCUCAAUUUACUAGUCAGGAUCCCGUUCUUCCAGCAGCAAAUCUUCCUUCUCCAAAUGAGGGCGCGCAAGAUCUUGCCGAGGCUCACACUGGCACUGGGCUUGCUAAGUCUAAGUGCAAGUGUAAGCCAAAGCCUUCAGCUGCCAAAGUCAAAGGCAAUCCCACCAUGGAUCCCACCCCUGCCAUCGCACCCGCCAUCACAUCCGUGAAUGCAGCUAAACCCAAAGUACAACCUCUCGCCAAGUCUGGUAUGAUAAUGGAGACAUCACACACUGCUGCAACUGCCCUUGAUACUGCCACUACGACACAGAAUCCUGGGCCUGCAGUCAAUUCUGGGGCAGCUCCACGUGCUUCCAAACAUGUUCUGAUCAAAUCGAGGCGGAGUGAAAUCGCUGACACCAUUGGGUCGGGUGGAACAUCAACGAAGCGUCCCAAUAACGCAACUAUGGAGGGUAUGAUUCCUACCAAGAAAAUAUGUACGAAGGCAUGA